Misgurnus anguillicaudatus (oriental weatherfish) is the source of this 3491-nucleotide messenger RNA. NCBI's taxonomy places the organism in Eukaryota, Metazoa, Chordata, Actinopteri, Cypriniformes, Cobitidae. The record is from RefSeq and is a predicted model, not a curated record.
AUAUAAGUGAAUAACUGUGUUUAACACUGUUACAGCAUGCAACAGUGAAAUCCGCCAUUACGUGAGAUCGCGUCCGUUUGUAAACAAUGCAAAAGUUUUUCAAUCCGAAGCGUGCAGUCUGCUGAUGUUGCUUACUGUAUGUAGGCUGAACUGCACAAGCCAUGAGCAUAUUAAGUUACACAUGGGAACACAUGUACAUUUAUCAACAUCACUGUUUUCCUUUAAUGCAUUCUAUGUUUUCUCUUUUACUAGGUUAAGCUGUCAUGGCUACUGUUAAGACUCUCAUUACUAUUCUUUACCUCCUUUUAUACGGAUGUUUCAGCACAGCUGACAUCAGCCUAAAACAAGUCAAUCAAGUGGAGCGUGGCAUAACAUUGUCUAAAGAAGCUCUCAGUGGUCUUGAUAAAGCAGCUAAAGCACUCACAGAGACAAAGGCGGCAACAGAUACCAUCCAGAAAGUCCUCAAAGUUUUUGAUGCUGUUGGAAAAUUUGCUGCAAGUUUUGGUUUUAUUGGAGCAUUAAUUAGUUUCAUAUUUGCAUUCAUUCCAAAACAAGAUCCAACGCUUAUUUUCAUGAAAGAACAAUUUGCUGAAGUCAACCGCAAACUUGAUUCAGUCUCCCUUCAAAUUUCUACCCUUCAAACAGAAAUGAAAUGGACAGACUAUGCAAGCACCUACAGUAAGGAUGAGAAUGCAAUCAGAAACUCCUGGGCCAAGCUGAAAGAAUUGAUUGAAAAAGUUCCCACAGCUUCCACACAGGAGCAGAAGACCAGGCUGGCUGAGCGCUUUACUAGUUUUUAUGAACACACAAGCACUGAAAGCAGUGUUGCUAAUUUAUACAGAUAUAUCACUGAGAACAGUCCUGUCAGUCUGAAUAAGAAUCUGUUGCAGCUAGUCAUCGAAAAAUCAAAUGGCAAUUUUAAUACUCUGGUGCAAUACUCCAGCUACUACACCAGUCUGAUGGUUUCAGGACUACAGUUAAAUAUAUAUUACUACAUAUUAAAAGGCUAUGAUGCUGAAGCAAAGGCGAAAGAAGCAGUCGAACAGCUGUCUGAUGUUUUAGCAGCCAUAAAGGAUGCCCUGAUCGAGUGUGUUGAUGACUUUGAGAAAUGGGCUCAAAAUGAUGUUGUAAAAUUCACGACCGAAAGAUUCUCUGAUACUAAAACGCUAAUCUCAGAUAUUAAAGAUCAUUUGGAGCAGAAGUUCCACUGGUACAGAUGGAUAGUGAUCGCCCACUCAAAGGAUGCUGAAAAUGAGUUUACCUUUGGAAAGUCCAUUGACCUCCCUGUGCAAGAGAAGGCAGUAGUUCAUGUCAUUUACCAAGAAAAGGGCUCUUCUGUUGGUAAAAGACUUAAAGAGCAGAUCAAAUCUAGUAUAGAGACCGAAUUAAAAAAAAUAUCUCCCCCUCUGUGUGCCAUUUUGAAAGAAGAGAUGCUCCAAAGGUUUGGUGCUAAAGUAGUGGACAACAUACAGUUUCUUCAUGCUGUUAAAAAAACAUCAGAUUAUGUACAGACAUAUGUGCCAGACAUAGAGCUGAGUUGUCUACAUAUACCUCACCUAAGAAAUUUUAAUAUCUUCCUCAAGAGUAGGGGUACUGCAGGGACGCUUACAUGCUCAAAGGUUACAUGUGUCCAUGGAGAAUGUAAAUCCAUCAAGGACACCACACAAGGAUUCUGUAAGUGCCAUAAGAUGUUCAGCGGUCCAGGUUGUGAGGAAAGCAUCCAAUAUUUUAUUGACUACACAGCAAUCGAAAAUCAAAUGAACGGUAUCAUCUUUAAACCAGUCCCCGAUCUGACAGCAAUUUACUUUAGUGUUAAGGAAUUGAAGGAGUACACAAAAGAAAUUGUUGAGUCUGUCCGACAUGAUAUUCAGUGGACAAACAUAUUUGUGAAAUAUAGCAAUAUAAUUCAGAAGUUUCGUUACAUUAACAGGCUUCAUACUCGACUUCGGAACAGCACCAUCACUCAACGUCAAUACGAAUCUGAAGUUGGAGCUCAUUUCACAGGAGGAAACACAUUCAUAUUUUAUCUCACAGAGUUUAAUCACAUGAUGAUGGGCACUGGAUUUGGAGAUAAAUACAACAUUUUGGAUGUUUUUCGUAAAUCCCUCGACCAGGAUUCAACAACCCAGUCUGGUGAUUCAGUACAAUGUUCAAAAGACUACAUUGACCGGAUUGAUUAUUUUGUGCGCUUUAUGUUUGCCAUGGAAAAGGAAGCCGUUUUGGCUUGGUCAAGAUAUUUACUAAUCACUGAGAAGUCAGAAAACGUUGAUUUUGUGGAGGCCUCAUUCCAGGAAUUUGUAGCUGACCAGUGGAGUCUCUACAACAACAACGGAUGCGGCCAGUUGCAGGCUGUGGAACUUCAGAACAACUACUGCAAGAAGCCGUAUCACAGCACGCACCAGCAGAAGAUGAAACUUAAGUGUCAUGGAAACUACAAGCCUUUCCCAUCGACUGUGCUUUGCUCUGGAAGGCGGUGGAGUGACCUGCCUGUGUGCUACACUGAGCCAAGGAACGGGCGAGUCGAGUGCAAAACUGAAAAUGGAGCCACUGUCUGCAAGGUCUCCUGCUUUCCUGGAUGGGGCUUCCAAUCUCCCCGUCUGUCCUCUGACUACAGAUGCUCGAAGCUUCCCUGUCCAUCAUUCACACCGCCCCAUUGUAACAGCUGCACAGCAGACAGAGUUUGUAAGCACAAUGAGGUCUGCAUUUGCACUCUAGGCACAUGUCGUGACGCAUGCCUGGUUAGACCCUGCGGAGUAAAUGCCAAAUGCUCCUCGGCCAAUCAUGCAAGGAGCUGUACCUGUGUGAGCCCAUGGAAAGGUGACCCAUACCAGGGCUGCAGGAACCAGGAUCUCCAGUGGACUCUGACAUCAGGAGUACCCAACAAUGCUGUUCGUUCUGUUACCCAGUUAGCUGUGUGCAAAGCCAUUGGACCUGAUGGAGGAUGGCACAGUGGAUAUGUAAAGGAUCAAUACUGCAUGUUUGAGUAUGACUGGAGAGUUAAUUGGGCUAUCAGCUAUCAGGUUCUGAUUGAUCCCUGUCAAGGACGUGGUUGGAAAUGGGUAGACGGGGCUCAAUCAAACAUGGUUUCGUAUGAUCAAUCGAAGAGGUUUCCGGGAGUCAAUUACUAUGUAUGCAGUACGAAGAGCGGUGGCCUUGUAGGGAAACUUUUCAACACACGAGAAGGCUUUCUCUGCCACGUUCCCAGAAUCGGAUCUUCCAGAGAUAAACAUUUUUACUCCUUGGUUCCACAACCAUGUGUCUGAAGAUACCUUGCAAUGUAGCCAGCAUGUAAAAUCUGAGUGAAGAAAUCCAUUUAAAUGCUUAAGCUUUGAAUUGGUGAUGUUGUAUGUGUCGCUGUAUUAAAAUCCAUCAGUCAUUAGUUGUUAUAUGUUAUAGCAAAUGAUAAAAAUGCAAAAACAAACUAUGUACACAUCUGAAAUGUUUUUAAAUGUAACUCUGUUCAUUCAAAAAUUAAAGAUGCAUUAAAAUGA